ACCCUGCUAGAGUUCCAAAGAAGCAUUGGUGAGAAAGGAGAGAAUGCAGACCUAUGGAUUGGAUAUUGUGCCUUCCAUUUGGGAGAUUAUAAGAGAGCCAUGGAGGAAUACAAGGCCUUAACAGUGCAGCCUGAUUGUCCGCUCGAUGUAUGGGUGUACCUGGCCUGUGCUAUGUUUUUUCUGGGGCUUUAUAAAGAAGCUGAAGAGGCUGCUUCCAAGGCACCUGUGUCUCCUCUCCAAAACCGACUUCUUUUCCACUUGGCUCACAAGUUCAAUGAUGAAAAAAGGCUUAUGGGUUUCCACCAGAACCUCGAAGACGUCACUGAGGACCAGUUAAGUCUGGCUUCUAUUCACUACAUGCGCUCUCACUACCAGGAGGCGAUAGACAUCUACAAACGUCUUCUUCUGCAGAACAGAGAUUUCUUGGCCCUCAAAGUCUACGUGGCUCUGUGUUACUACAAGCUCGACUACUACGACGUCUCUCAGGAAGUGCUGGCUGUUUACUUACAGAGCAUCCCAGACUCUACCAUCGCCCUCAACCUCAAAGCGUGUAACCAUUUUAGGCUCUAUAAUGGAAAAGCCGCAGAAGCCGAGUUAAAAAAUCUCAUCGACAUCUCCUCCAGUUCGUUUGAGUUUGCUAAGGAGCUUAUUCGGCACAACCUGGUGGUGUUUCGUGGGGGGGAGGGGGCGCUACAGGUGCUGCCUCCUCUGAUAGACGUGAUCCCUGAGGCUAGACUCAACUUGGUCAUUUACUACCUCCGGCAAGAUGAUGUCCAGGAAGCCUAUAAUCUCAUUCAGGACCUAGUGCCAACCACGCCUCAGGAGUACAUUUUGAAAGGUGUUGUAAACGCAGCUCUUGGUCAAGAAAUUGGAUCAAGGGAAAACCUUAAAAUUGCUCAACAGUUUUUUCAGUUGGUCGGAGGAUCGGCGAGUGAAUGUGACACCAUCCCCGGGAGGCAGUGCAUGGCAUCGUGUUUUUUCCUCCUGAGGCAGUUUGAAGAUGUACUGGUCUAUCUAAACUCAGUCAAGAACUACUUCUUUAAUGAUGAUACAUUCAAUUUCAACUAUGCACAAGCUAAAGCUGCUCUUGGUAAUUACAAGGAGGCAGAGGAGGUUUUUCUGCUGAUUCAGAGUGAGAAGAUCAAAAGUGAUUAUGUGUACCUGAGCUGGCUGGCACGCUGCUAUAUAAUGAACCAGAGAGGCCGACAUGCAUGGGAACUCUAUCUGAAGAUGGGAACUUCCUCUGACUCCUUCAGUCUCCUGCAGCUCAUCGCCAAUGACUGCUACAAGAUGGGACAGUUUUACUAUGCAGCCAAAGCAUUUGAUGCCCUGGAAAAACUGGACCCAGGAUCAAACUAUUGGGAGGGAAAAAGAGGAGCAUGUGUAGGUGUAUUUCAGUUGAUACUGGCCAACAAAGAGUCCAAGGACACACUGAAAGAGAUUGUACCUCUGCUGCGUAAUUCAGGAAACCCUCAGGUUGAAUACAUCAUCCGAGCUCUGAGGAAAUGGGCGAAAGAAAACAGAGUGCACCUUGCAUGACGCUAACAGCUUUGUAUACUUGUUUUUGAACACUUACAUGUGGAACAAAGACAUUAUGCAUUUCAGUUUAAUGUCAUCAAAAGACGUUUUAUGUGUUCUAGGUUACUAAGCUGUGCUCGUUUUAC
Molecule: messenger RNA, 1664 nt
Organism: Periophthalmus magnuspinnatus
Lineage: Eukaryota; Metazoa; Chordata; Actinopteri; Gobiiformes; Gobiidae
Gene: ift56
Product: intraflagellar transport 56
Exons: 17
Coding region: 100-1539 (479 amino acids)
Biological process (GO): intraciliary anterograde transport; intraciliary transport involved in cilium assembly
Cellular component (GO): intraciliary transport particle B; ciliary basal body; ciliary base
Molecular function (GO): intraciliary transport particle B binding; protein binding
Source: RefSeq, a predicted model, not a curated record